Molecule: messenger RNA, 465 nt
Organism: Colletotrichum lupini
Lineage: Eukaryota; Fungi; Ascomycota; Sordariomycetes; Glomerellales; Glomerellaceae
Exons: 1
Coding region: 1-465 (154 amino acids)
Source: RefSeq, a predicted model, not a curated record
AUGGCCGAGAACUCCCACGCCGACAUCCUCUACCGCCUCCCCGGCGCUUGUGGCAAGAACCAGUGGUGCGUCGAGUUCCACGGCUACAACGAGAUUGGCCAGGGCGCUUGGGACGUCACCUGCGUCGACAAGCCCAACAUCCACACCUGGGUCGCCAACACCUUCUCCAACCCGGGCCAAGUCACCACUUGCAGCGCCGGAUGGAACAACAAUGGCAAGCGUAACCUCAAGGCUACAUUCGAAGUCGACGUCAUGGAUGAUGGUGGAAUCAACCGCAUCAACCCCAGGGAGGUGUACUACCAGCUUGGUGGCAAGCGGAUCGGUGUCUCCCGCAGCGGUGACUCUGAGGUCGGUUCGGGAUCUAUCAUCAUCCCCCCUGGUGGAUCUAUUCAGGCUUGUGUCACUGCGUACUCUGGACAGAUCAUCAACAUGCUUGGUGCUCUUACUUCUCUCGUGUCGCUUUAG